Molecule: messenger RNA, 5244 nt
Organism: Orbilia oligospora ATCC 24927
Lineage: Eukaryota; Fungi; Ascomycota; Orbiliomycetes; Orbiliales; Orbiliaceae
Exons: 4
Coding region: 1-5244 (1747 amino acids)
Source: RefSeq, a predicted model, not a curated record
AUGUACGGCGGCUUCCAGCAGCAUGUCCCGCCAGGCGGUAUAAUUCCAGGAACCGCGACUGGAGUGAACCCUUAUCCUAAUAAUAAGCAAAACGUCAACUUAGGUUCCUAUCUAAAUAAUACUCCUACUACUACGUCGAAUUUCGCCGCCCCGCCUUCGUUUGCUCCUCAGGCGGCUGCGAAUGCCCCCUAUGUACCCCAUGGGGGAGGUGCGCCACAGUGGAAUGCUGGGGCUCCUCAACAGACCGUUCAAGGCCAAUAUGGUCAAUCUGGCCCCGGGCAUCCUACACAAUCUGGAUUUCAAUCCAACGUGAAUCCGUCUGGCUUUGGAGGCAAUGCGGGGUAUCAACAACCCGCUGGUGGUUUCCUCAAUACUGGCGCAUAUGGCGGCCAACCAGCCCAGCAGCAGCAGCAGCAACAGGUACAGCAGGCUUCACAAGGAGGCGGGUUCUCUUAUCCUGGUCAGAAUUCUGGAGGCUCGCCCUUUGGAGCUACAUACGCUGGUAGCGUUACAGGGCCCCAGUUCCCCCAGCAGGAAGCUUUUAAUCCCAAUCCGAAUAAUCGUCCAGGUUUUGGGCAAUAUCAAUCUCCUCCUCCCUCCGAUGCACACCAACCUCCUGCUGCAUACGGUCAACCAUCUGGAGCGGGGGUCGGUCAGCAACAAAAUGCAUAUGGGCAAGGUGGAUUCAAUGCGCCUGGGUUUAAUCCGAACAACCAGGGCUCGGGAAGCAAUCAGACACCAUAUGGGGGACCUUCGUCCCAGGGAUUUAAUCCGGGACUGAAUCAACAACAGCAGCCAGCUCAGCCGGGGCAUCAAGCAUGGCCUACGAACUACCCUCCUACCAACCAUGCGGAUCAUGCGCAGAGCAUAGCUCAGCAGUGGGCCCAAAACCAUCAACAGGCUCAAACCCAUGGUGUAGAUCCAGGCCAUAAUAAAAGAUACUCGAUAGCUUCUGUAACUGAACCAUAUCAUUCUGCAUACGCGACGGCCACUCCACCCCCUCCAGCAGCCCCCAAACCGGAACGUCCUGCUACUUCCGCAACUUUCUUUGCAGCAACAGCUGGUGCAUUGAAGACUCCGGCCCCAGGCCCUUUGUCGCCGCCUACCUCGCACUCACAGCCCCAAGCAGCUACAAAUGUACCUAAAAAGCCAACAACUAGUGCUUCUGGGUUCGCUGGUGGAGGGAUUGGUGAUUGGGAACAUUACGGCGACUUCGAUGGCGAUGAUGAUCACGACGAUGCCACAAAACCAAAUCAACAGCAUGAAGUUGCAGUAGAGGUUCCCGGUGAUAAUCAAGCUGUUGAAAUGGCAGCUGCGACACCACCACCACAGCCACAGACGCAGCAACAGUUUGUUCCCCCCUCUCAAUUACCAGCAGUUCAUAGUUCACCUCAAGCGCAAAGGCCACCAACGGGCGGUGCUGCUCAACAACCUGUGGGACAUCAAAUGAGCCAGCAAGCCCCAGGGACAUGGGGAAUAGAUCGACCUCAGUCAGGUGGGCAGUCUGGCUUACAGUUCCAAAACUUUGCCCCCCCGAAUGUUCUCCCCCAAGUUCAACCGCAGCACCCUUCAAUUCAAAAUCUUCAACAGCCUUACAGGACGUCCUCGCCAUCUCAAGGGGGCCAGCUCGCUGGUGGGUAUAACUCCGGUCAGGCCCAAUACCACCAGCAGCCACACCAACAGCCAGUUAGCGGCCCUGCACAGAUUACCGGUCCAAAUGCCUACAAUGAAAGUUUUAACGCUCCACAAGCCAGUCAAUCAUACCAAUUGACCGAGCAGUUACGAAAGCAGCAAGAGGAGCAAGUUUUGCGACAACAACAGGAACAACAGCAGCAUAUCCAAGCGCAGGUGCAAGCACAGAUUCAGCAGCAGCAGCAGCAAGCGGUAGCUCAGCAGCAAGGAUACCCUCAGAAUCAAUCCCCAAAUCAAGGUAUGCACCAGUACAACCAACCAACCCAGUCUCCGCCAGCUCAAAUCCCACAACAACAUCAGUCCCCGCACGGCGCCGCAUAUCAACCUCCGGGAUUUGUACAACCCUCGGGCGUAUAUGGACACAAUCAGCAAUUGCCACCCCAACAGAGUGGAUUUGUACCACAAGUGUCGAACGCUUUAGACCCUUAUGGGCAACAGCAUGGGCAACAACUGCACGGGCAACAGCUGCAUGGUCAAAGCGGCAUCAUUCAGCCCCCUCUUGAUAACUACGGGCAUAACAGUGUUCCAUUACCUCAGAAGCCUCAUGCAUAUCAAGAAGAGCGUAUUCAGUCACCCCCUAUCAAUCAGCCUGAGCAACCUAUUAUCAGUCACCAGCAUCACCAAUCAUUGGAUGGCUCUAUUGUAUUGCAAAAACCACUUGAGCCAGUUAUUGAGCAAUCCCAAAUGGCCCAGCACCUACCUAUGCAGGAAACAGAACCAGUGGCACCAACGACUAAAGAUGCUUCGACAGAGGCCGCCGCUCCCGGCGAAGGGCUAGAAUCUAUGGAAAUACCAGCGGACCUUGAUCCGUACUAUAAAGAAUCAAUCCGAAAAUUCGUCAGAAUGAUUGUUCGUGAGGCGUCGGCUAAAUCAAGCGUGGAAUCCCUACGGAUUUUUACCGAAUUCAUGGAGGAUGAAACAUAUUCACGAGGAGAUAGGUAUUCUGAUGCAUCCUUCCAAGAUUACAUCUCGGACGUGAGCAAGGGCCAAACUUUCGCAGGUCGUCUCCGCCCAUUCACUACGGAGAGCCCUGAUCCAUACGACGGUCCUCGAAAGACAGUUGGCCCGGUCCAUGAUCCGAAUGUUAGGCGAGAUAAUACAUUUGAUAGCAUUGACUCCCCGUUAACAAACGCUAUCGAGGCGCUUAGGGCAAGCGGUCGAAAGGGCAACCAUUCUCCAUCAUCGGUAGAACAUAGGCUGCCAUACACGAUUGAUGAAGAGGUCCAGCCACUAAAAUCUCAGAAUCAGCAACCUCCAAACGAACUUCGGGGUUCGGCUCAAAAUGCAACAGAACCAUAUUCUAUCCCCGAGGAACCUAUCAAGCCGCUUGUUCACCACAGUGAUACUUGGGGUAGCCAAAUAGAGCCCGCGCCCCUCGCUGUAGAGCUACAAGUUCAAACGCAACCAGUCCUGGUCCAACCCCUAAACCUUAAGCGCCAAUCAAUUAUCGCGAGUCCGCCACAUGUCAAUCCCCAUCAACCUCCUCCUGCGUCUCUUGACCACAGUCCUGAUUCUACUCAACCCAAUGAGGCUUCCCUAGCCCAGCAAGCUGCUGUUCUUGCACAGCAAUGGCGUGACUCUAGAGCCCCCGGGCAACAAAACCAGCCAAAUAAUGGUUCGGCCCCAGGAGGGUUCCAAGUUGCCCAGCACAGACAAUCUAUCCCACCUGGUCAAUUUGAUAUUCAAGGUCUAAAUCAGGGCCAAUCGAUGUAUCAAAACCCGCCACCACAGUAUGAUCAUAUUGUCGAGGCUCCGACAGUUACUCAAAGCCCGUCUCAAUUACGAGGUCCAUACCAGCAGCCGCCACCUAAGACACAGAGUCCAGCGCAAGUUAGAGACCCGUAUCAACAACCACGGCCUCACACACAGAGCCCGGCACAGAUCAGAGAUCCAUAUCAACAGCCGCAACCUUAUAGACAAAGCCCAGCGCAAGUUCGGGACCCAUACCAACAACCAGCAGCUCAUCCAAUUCAGUCAGAACUUCCAGCCCCACUACAAGCCAAGAGUCCCCCUCAAGCAAACCCGUUCCAAAGCCCUCUCGCCCAUACCACAAGCUUCCCCCUAAAUGAUUAUCAAGACCCAAAUAUGCAGCGUGGUACCCCCGGACCCGGACAGCAAAGAUUCAAUCCUCCCACAUCUCCGCCUCGUACUGAACCUAUAAAACAAAUAGAAAUUCCUGAGCCACAGCAAGAACCUCAGAGACGACAAGAUCGACCAAGCAUUUCUGGCACGGAUACUCUGAGCCAAGGCUACGUAAUGGUUACUCCAGAGCCCGAGCCAACUCCAGCUCAGCCAAUUGUAGUCGACAUAAGCUCUCCCAUACAUGUUAAAUCCCUACCCCCAGAGCAAAUCGGCGCCCCGAAGAAACCAAAGAUGGAUGUUGCAGUCUUAUCAACGAUCCUUGGGCAAAAUCGAGACGGCAUACCUGACAAAUCACAAAUCAUUGUUCCUAUCCGCGCCGCUUUCGAAAAAGUCGGAAAGGACUUCGCGCACAUGGAUACCAUGCGCAAAGAGUUCGAAGCCGAAGCAAAGAAGAUCCGACACAAGAACGAGACCGAAAGAGACAGGGCAAAGUCCGAGCAUGACGAAUAUACGGAAGAACUCUACUCACAACAGAAGAUUCUCUAUGAGGACCUGCACGAUAUCGACGAACAGUUUAAUAUCGAGCAGAAUGCCUUGAAGGAAAAGCAAGAAAAGGAGGAGUUUGAUAAAUUCAACAAAGAGGUUUUCACGCCAGUCUACAAUAUGGUUCAGGAGAGGAUAGUAGAAUUGAAGAAACAGCAAAAGUCUCUCCUCACAUUCAUCAAGACCGCAUCAUCCGGAAGGGAGAAACUUGACGCCAAUAGUAGUAAGCCCAAUCUACAAGACUGCUUAGUAGCACUACUCGAUCUACAUGAGGUCUUGGAAGCACAUUACAUGAAACUGCAAGAGGCGAUUGCGGAUCGGGACAAGAGGUACAAGAGCACAGUCCUCACGCCGCUCUAUGCAUCCAGCAACUACGCCAAACUAAGAGAUGCAAAGAAAUACUUCGAUGAAGAGGAAAAGAAAGCUGUAGUAAAAGCCACCACUGAAGCUCACGAACGUGCAAAGGCCUUAAAGGCCGUCAUUGAUGAAAGCAUGAUUCCAGGUCUCGACCUUGAAUUCGGUUUCUUCGAUGAAGUAGAGCAGUGCGUAACAAAGAUCAUCGAGAGCCUGCCAGAAAACCCGGGGGAGUAUGAUGGAGAUCUCAAAGUUUUACACAGUGAACUAGCGUAUGCUAGCGGCAUCUUGGAAACUUUGACAAAUACACAGGCGUCAAUGUUCAAGCUUUACCACCAAGUCAAUACAUCCGUUGGUAAAGCUGACAAGGCGAUAGCUAUGAGUCAGGCAAAACAAAAGGGGGAUAAAUCAGAUGCCAUAACAGCCCUCGAAGCAGAAAAGGAUUCUCAGAUGAAGACGUUAGAUGACGAGCUGAAGGAGAGACUUGAGGAUGUGAAUGGCCACUUUGGGGAGGCGAAGGCAAAGUUAGAGCCGAUUCUUGCGAAAUACAAGGCCGCUGCGGAGGGUAAAUAA